Molecule: messenger RNA, 11892 nt
Organism: Xiphias gladius (swordfish)
Lineage: Eukaryota; Metazoa; Chordata; Actinopteri; Istiophoriformes; Xiphiidae
Gene: igf2r
Product: insulin-like growth factor 2 receptor
Exons: 51
Coding region: 103-7593 (2496 amino acids)
Biological process (GO): lysosomal transport
Cellular component (GO): trans-Golgi network; late endosome; plasma membrane
Molecular function (GO): signaling receptor activity; insulin-like growth factor binding; D-mannose binding
Source: RefSeq, a predicted model, not a curated record
UGUGGUGUAGUCACUUCCUACUGAUUUGGUCCGGAGCAGGCAGACUCUGCUGUAUCAUGUCGUCUUAGUGAGGCUCCGCAGACAGCACCCGCCGCGGCAAACAUGUUGUUUCGGUAUAAAUCCAUCCGCUGUGCACCUCUGAAGCUGGUCCUUUGGUUCGUGGCGUGUCUGGGAUGUUUGCUGGUCCGGUCCGGAGCGGAGGAGGACACCAGCAGCCCGUGGUACCAGGACCUUUGCAGUUAUAAAUGGGAAGCUAUAGACCGGGAUAACAAAGUGAGUUACACGUUUAAGCUCUGUGAGUCUUCACCAUCAACCGGCUGUGGCCCAAGCAACGCCGUCUGCGCCCGCGACCUCACCGCCAACACUCAGCAGUCUGUCGGUGAGCUGUCCCUGCAGAAGCUCGCUGGCAUGGUGCUGGAUUACAACAGCACAGAAAAAUGUCCAGGAAGCAACAACAAUAUACAGACCAGCAUCAGUUUCCAGUGUGGGAAGACCAUGGGGACCCCGGAGUUCGUUGCCGUGUCUCAGUGUGUGCAUUACUUCGAGUGGAGGACCUACGCCGCUUGCAAGAAGGAUAAAUUCAAGCCACACGCAGAGGUGCCCUGCUACGUGUUUGACUCGGACGGUAAGAAGCACGACCUCAACCCUCUGAUCAAAGUGAACGACGGCUAUCUGGUGGACGACGGCGACGACAGCAUCGACCUCUACAUCAACAUCUGCCGCAGUCUCAACCAUCCAUACAAAUCCUGUCCAGAGGGCUCUGCAGCUUGUCUGGUCACCAGUCAUGGCUCCUACAACAUGGGCUCUCCUACCAAACCGCUAGAGCUGGUGGACAGCGACAGUCUGAGGUUACAUUAUGAACUGAGUGCCGGUUCGGCUCCUCCAGACAUCUGCAUGGGACACAAUCCUGCUGUCACCAUCACUUUCACCUGUCCAUCAAGCAGAGUUUCGGGCAGCACUCCUAAGAUGACAGCAGAGCUGAACUGUCGUUAUGAGGUGGUGUGGGUGACUGAAUAUGCCUGUCACAGAGACUAUCUAGAGAGCCAUACCUGCAAACUGACCAGUGAACAGCAUGACAUCUCCAUAGACCUAACGCCUCUCACCUUGAGCUCUUCAGACCAUCCAUACUAUGCACACUCUGGGUCCAGCGACGGGCCUGAAAGCUACGUCUACUACCUGAACGUGUGUGGACAGAUCCUCAACAAUGAAUGUGGCAACUUCCCGUUUAUAUCGUCCUGCCAGGUGAAGAAGAACGGCGACGUGAAGAAAGUGGCCGGAAGAUAUCAGAACCAGACAUUACGUUAUUCAGACGGAGAUUUGACUCUGAUCUACCCAGAUGGCGACAAAUGCUCCACUGGCUUCCAGAGAAUGACCAUCAUCAACUUUGAGUGCAACACGAACGCAUCCAAUGGUGGCCGAGGGAAUCCAGUCUUUGCAGGGGAGACAGACUGCACUUAUUACUUUGAUUGGGAGACGGCCUUUGCCUGUGUCAAGGAGAAGGAGGAUCUGCUGUGUCGGGUCAGAGAUGGCAACAAACACUACGACCUCUCACCCCUCACUAGAUACCCUGGGUCGGAUGCCACCGGGAACUGGGAGGUGGUGGAUGCUAACUCUCCAAUGCCGGACACACGUUUCUACCUGAAUGUCUGUCACAAAGUCAUGCAGACAGGAGGUGCUGCUGGCUGCCCGGUGAAUGCCUCCAUCUGUGCCGUGGAUAAGGAUCAUGGGGCCAUCAGCCUGGGCAGCUUCCUCUCAUCUCCCCAGAAGACAAAGAUUGGAAAUGACAUCAGACUGGUGUAUACUGAUGGAAAUUUUUGCGUCCAUAAAAAGACGAGUAUCCAAACUAUCCUGACCCUCAAGUGCAAACCAGGAGAUCUCGAGAGCGCCCCUGUCCUUCGUAGCAUUUCGUCUGAUGGAUGUGUGUAUGAGCUGGAGUGGUACACUGCUAACGCCUGCGUCCUCUCGAAAACGCAGGGAGACGACUGCAAGGUUGAGGACCCUCAGGCUGGGUUCUCUUUCAACCUGUCAUCUCUCUCCAAAGUCGACGGCUUCUAUAACCUGACCAGUGGAAACUAUGACUACUAUGUCAAUGUUUGUGGUCCUGUCAAAGCUGCCAACUGCCCUGAAAAGGCCGGAGCUUGCCAGGUUGAAAAGAGUUCUUGGAGUCUUGGGGAAGCAAACUCUCGUCUGUCUUACUACGACGGCCUGAUCCAGCUGAUCUACGUUAAUGGCUCCCAGUACAACAACAAAGAACACACCCUCAGAUCCACUAUCAUCUCCUUCCUCUGUGACCCAGAAGCUGGAGCUGGAAAACCCGAAUUUCAGGUCGAAGACAAGUACACAUAUAACUUCCGCUGGUACACUUCCUACGCAUGUCCUGAAAGGCCCCACGAGUGUUUGGUGACAGAUCCCAGCACUCUCGAGCAGUACGACCUAUCCAGCCUGUCUCGCUCCACCACCAACGCAAACUGGCAGGCCAUGGAUUUGUCUGACACCAUGAACGUGAAGAAGUACUACAUCAACAUAUGCCGGCCCAUCAACGCUGUGCCAGGCUGCGACCGUCAUGCGUCCGUCUGCCAGAUGAAGUACAUAUCCAAGCAGGGCUCUUUGGAGGAGGUGGUAUCAGUCAGUAACAUGGGUAUUUCCAAGCGAGGGCCGAUCAUCGAGGGAAGGGACCGGCUGCUGCUGGAGUUCACAGACGGCUCUGUCUGCAUGUCAGACGGCCAGAAGCUCACCUAUACAACACGCGUCCACCUGGUCUGCUCCAGAGGAGCUGUGUCUAUGGGCCCACGGUUCCUCAUGUACCAGAACUGUACUGCCAACUUCAUGUGGGAGACCAGGGCAGCCUGUGCCAUCAGAACAACCAAGAACAAUAGCUGUUCAGUUGUGGACCCCAACACUGGCUUUGAGUUCAACCUUCAGCUUCUGGCUUCAGAGACCGGUUACAAGACAAAUGCGAAUGGGAAGGACUUUCUGGUGAAUAUCUGCUCAGAUGUGGCAGAAUGCGGACACGGCAUGGCUGGCUGUGAACUGGAUGAUGGGCAUCCCUCCAGCCCAGUGGGGGUGGAGAAGACCCUCCAGUACUCCACCGACGGCCUGCUCAAACUAACGUAUAAGGGACCCCUGGACGAUCCCACAGCAACGCGGGACACCUUUACCAUUAAUUUCGUGUGUGAUCCAAACUCUCACCCUGGCUCACUAAAAGUGCUGCGUGAGGACCUGAGCUCUCUGCCUGACCAUGUGGUCCAUGACGUUCUCUUUGAGUUCUCCACUGCUCUGGCCUGCAUCCCAGCUCCAGUUGACUGCCAGUUCAUUGAUACCCAUGGUAAUAAGUAUGACCUGAGUCACCUCAUCCGGGAUAGAGAGGACAGCCCCUGGAUCGCCAUAGAUACAGAUGCGGUCAAAUCACGCAGCUUUUACAUUAACGUCUGUAAACCUCUCCCCCCCGUGAAAGACUGUCCAGUGGGUCCUUUGGGUGCUUGUGGUGUGAUUGAUGGGAAAAGUUACAACCUGGGGUACAUCCAGUCCAAGCCGCAGGUGGCGGAGGGCGGCUCCAUCAGCAUCAUGUAUCAGAACGGAGACAAGUGUGGUUCCACAUCCCGCUACUCAACACGCAUCAUCCUACAGUGUGACGACAAUCCGGGCUCCCCCAUGUUUGAUCGCAGAGAUGGUUGUGAAUAUGUCUUCGUCUGGAGGACAUCUGAGGCCUGCCCUAUCAGGACGUCUCAAGGGGAAAACUGUCGGGUUCGUGACCCCAAGAGUGGCUACGAGUUCAACCUGAGCUCUCUCAAGGGAAAAGAUUACCCCAUCACCAGUGGUAAAUACACCUACCACCUGUCGAUCUGCGAGGGGCUCCAGAAAGGUGUUUGCACCCACGCAGACACGAGCGUCGAUCCGGUCUCCUCCUGCCAGGUGGAUGGAAACAACCACAAGAUUGCGGGAAUGGCAAACCAGAUUCUGAGCUAUGUGGGAGACCAGCUCAUCCUGAACUACACCAACGGAGAGACCUGUCAUAAGAUAUACCAAAGAUCAACAGAGAUUUACUUCUCCUGCCACCCUGACAGGCAUCCUGGAGCACCAGAGUUUAUCAAGGAGACUCCAGACUGUACCUACCUGUUCAACUGGCCCACCGCUCUGGCCUGCGUCCCAGUCAAAACCACCAGCUGCUCCUACAAUGAUGGUCAGGGCCACUCCUACGACCUCUCUCCUCUGGCCCUGGAGUCCCGGAACUGGGAGGUGGAGCCCUCUACUGUGGACAUGGGGAGACGAUUCUACAUCAAUGUCUGCAGGUCGCUGGUGCAGCAGGGAGGUUCAUGGAAGUGUCCCUCCAGUGCAGCAUCCUGUGUAAAGGUCGGAGAUGAAUAUGUGAAUCUGGGGCAGUUGGAGUCUGGUCCCACAUGGGAUGGAAAUGUCCUGAAGCUGCAGUACACCAGCGGCCAGGCCUGCCCCGAUGGAGACCGCAGCAGGACCAGCAUCAUCCGCUUCAAGUGUGACAGAGACAAAGUGGACUCCCGGCCUACUCUGAUCUCUGUCCUUGAGGACUGUGUCUACACCUUCCUGUGGUUAACAGCUGCUGCCUGCCCGCUAAACAGCACUCAACACGAUGACUGCAGGGUCACCAACCCAGCUACAGGUCAUUUGAUCGAUCUUAACACCCUGACAAAGGAAGGUGGUUACACUGUCUACGACCCCCAGGAACACAGGAGGAUGUUCCGUAUGAACAUCUGUGGGAACAUGGUCAACACAGGGUGCAGCCCUGAAGCCGCUGUGUGUAUUAAGGACGUCAGCACAGCAGUGAGCGGUGGUCAGGUGAGCAAGAAACUCUCAUACAGGGAUCAUUUUGUGGAGCUGAUGUAUGAAGGAGGAGAUCCCUGCCUAGCAAACCCCGAACUCAAACACAGCACCGUCAUCUACUUUAUCUGCAGGCCACCUAACAUGGGCACGGCACCGCCAGAGCCAGUCCUCAUCGACUCAAAAGCUGAGACCUGCACACACUACUUCUCUUUCCACACACCCCUGGUCUGUGAACAGACUGUAAAAUGUUCGGUCCAGAAUGGCUCCGCUCUUAUAGACCUGACUCCUCUGAUUCAUGUCAGCGGUUACUACACAGCAACAGAUGAGGCAGUGGACCAAAGUGAUGGAUCUCCAGACUUCUACAUCAACAUCUGUCUGCCUCUCAACCCCAUCCCCGGGGUCCCCUGCCCCCCUGGAGCUGCCGUCUGUAUGGAUCCUGAUAAUGGACCGCCAGUGGAUAUUGGACGGACUACCAGCGGUCCUGAGAUCAACAGUGACACAGGGGAGGUGUCCAUCACCUAUCACAGCUCCACCAAGUGCGCGGCCGACCCUGCACAGAACUACACCUCAACCAUUAUCUUUACCUGCCAGAGAGGCCUGGAGCUGGGCUCUCCACAAAUGCUGAGGCUGCAGGGGUGUGUCUAUUUGUUUGAGUGGGCGACGCCUGUAGUCUGUUCAGAUGCCACCAACACCAGUGGCUGCCAGCUCACUGACUCCCAGCUCCAGUUUACCUUUGACCUUUCAAGCCUCUCUAAGGAAGUCCAGGUAAAAGGGCCCUCCAGCACCUACCACAUCAGCGUCUGCAGCUCAGUGUCAGAGCCGGCCUGUAAGAAGAGUGCAGUUUGCCAGGUGUCUGGUUCUGGUUCAGACAAGUCAUUUUCAUCAUUUGGCAUCAGAAAGGCCAUGACAAUGGGCUUCAGACAUGAAGAGCAGGCCGUACUGAUGCAGUAUGGUGGGGGAGAUCCCUGCCCACCAGUGACAAAUGCAGGUGAGGUAUGUGUUUUCCCCUUCAUUCUCAUGAAGAAGUCGUACACCGAGUGCACUAAAGAUGAAAGGACAGAUGGCAAGAAAUGGUGUGCCACCACCCCCAACUUUGACACGGACAGGAAGUGGGGCUUCUGCAGUGCAGCCUCUGGCAAACGUCAAUCCUCCAUACUGUUUACCUGCGACCAGUCUGCAGGCAAUGGUUCUCCGCAGCUGCUCUCAGAGACGGCAGGUUGUUCGGCCACUUUCCAGUGGAAGACCAGUGUUGUUUGUCCCCCGAGGAAGAUGGAGUGUAAGCUGGUCAGCCAGCAUCAGACCUUCGACCUUCGAACCCUGUCCUCCCUAACUGAGCCAUGGAAGUUUAGCCACAGAGGAGAUUCGUAUUUCAUCAACCUGUGUCAGGGCAUCCACGGGGGUUUGCCAGGAUGUCCAGAAGGAGCGACCGUGUGUCGACGCUUAGCAGCAGGACAGACUCAGACCCUGGGCCAGGUUUACACUCAGAAAAUGAACUACACUGAUGGAAAGAUCUACGUCAGUUAUUCAGCAGGAGAUGAUGUCUGUAGUAACGGCCUGAAGGUGAAGACUGUGAUCCAGCUGAGCUGCGGCUCCACCGUUGGACACCCAAAACUCAUCAGUUUUGUGGAGGCAUCGUGUGAGUUUGUGAUUGGCUGGGAGACGCGGUCAGCAUGUGCCGUGAAGCAGCGUGAGGUGGAGAUGGUGAACGGGACGAUAAAGCUUCCUGACACCGGAGCCAGACUCAGCCUGGGAGCACUCUACUUCAGCCACCAUCAGGCAUCUGGAGACAUCCGUCCCAACGGCGACCGCUACAUCUACCACAUCCAGUUGUCCGGCAUCACCAACAACUCCCUGCCCAGCUGUGUUGGUGCCAACAUCUGCCAGGUGAAGGUCAACGCACCCUACAGACGCAGGAUUGGCUCCUCCAGCAAAGCCAAGUAUUACAUUAAAGGAGGAAACCUGGAUGUGAUGGUGCCCUCUGAGUCAGAGUGCGGCCGGGAGAAAACCAAAAUGGUGUCAUCCACCAUCAUGUUCCACUGUAACCCCUCGGCGGGUGUUGGCAUCCCUGAGUUUAUGCUGGAGACGGAUGAGUGCCAGUAUUUGUUUGUGUGGCACACAGACGCUGUCUGUGGUCUGACAACUGUUGACGCGCAGUCAUACGACGACGACGGCGAGGCUCCGGCUCUUUCUGGGCGGAGCCAGGCGGUGGGGGUGGUGCUGAGCCUCCUGUUGGUGGGUGUGGCGGUCUGUCUGCUGGGGCUUUUGCUCCACAAGAGAGAGAGAAGGGAGCUGGUGAUCCAGAAGGUUGCUGGCUGCUGCAGGAGAGGAAACCAAGUCUCCUAUAAAUAUUCCAAGGUCAACAUGGACGACGAAGGGGGCGAGGAGGAGAUGGAGUGGCUGAUGGAGGAGCUCGAAGCCCCUCCCACGUCCACCGCCUCAUCGUCUCACCGUGGCAGGAGUAACCACGGCAACGGUCACAUCAAGACCAAGCCGGUGAAUACAGACGGUCUGCGCUCGUUCACGCUGGAUGAGCAGGAGGACGACAGCGAGGACGAGGUGCUGAGCGUCCCAGGGGUGCAAGUGGUCAAGUCGUCCGGACUGUCGAGGAACUCUGCGGCUCAUCGCAGUGCCUUCCUACAGGAGGAGAGCGACGAGGACCUGGUCGGCCUCCUGGACGAGUCAGACCGGAAGAGGAAGAGCCGCAAACCUCGCUCCUCAGACCUUAACCACGGUAACAACACGGCAGCCAAUAGGAAAGGGGACGAGGAUGACAGUGACGAGGACCUCCUCAGGGUGUGAUGUCACUCCCUCCCUUCCACUCCCCCUCCUCCAUCCUAUCUGAACUCUUCUCUCUCAGUGAAUGUCUCCAUAAUAGCAACAACAACAGUGAAAUACCAACAGCAUAUUGCAAGCAGAAAACUCUCCUUUCUUUAUGGGAAUUUUUUUUUUUUUUUUGGUCGGACUGCACCUUUACUCGGCCUAUCCAGACUCUAUCCAGUCCACUGUCUACAGACUGUCGAUGUUAGCACAUGGUAUCUUACUUAUUGAGAGCUGAUGAUUUGGAGCGUUCCUCAGGCCAUUUUGACCUGCACCCUUUUUUUUUUUUCCUCAUAUUUUCUUUUAUAAUUCCUGAUUGAAAUAAUUUGCUUCACUAUAGCUACGUCAGUCUUGCCACGUUUAUCUAAUAAAGACCCAACAGGCCAAUUGAGACUUUAGAAAUUAACCCCAGGUGCACAAAAAACAUCUUUCUCAAUGUAUUGACUCUUUAAUGAGGCGUGUCAGUGAAUAGAUGUAAGUGAAAAUGAAAUUAUAUUAAAUGUAUUUUUUCUUCUAGUGUUUUGAAAUGACACUGUGCCAUUGCUAUAGCACUUUAUUGUAGCAUCGAUUAUUGAAAAUGAUAGGUUUCAUUGCAGACUGGACAACAAUACCUUUAAAACUACUUUUGGGGUUGAUUUAUGGUUUGGUUUUUUUAUGUCUAUUGGCCCAUUAGGACUGUAUUAGAAAACUGUGGUCAAAUGUACAGUUAAAUAGCUCAAUAGUGAAACGAUAAAGCAGAUUUAUGGGGGAAAGACAAUAGCUGUCAAAGAAAAUAACAGGAAACAGUGAAGGUGUCGGCCUGUGUUGUUUCUAAAGGGAAUGAAGACACCCAUUUGUCUUUUCUUGCUGUUUACAGUUGCUAUAAUAGCAGAUCUUUUCUCUUUCUUUCCCCUCGAAAAGAAAGCACGAUGCCUUCCCGAUGAUGAAUCUACUUAGCAUUUUCAUCAAUGAAUCAUGUCCGGCGACAGAUUGAUUUUUUUUUUUUUGUCUCGUUUUGAUCAGAGACAUUGUACAUAGAUGAUAAUGGUCUAUAAUAUGGACGUUUUUGUUUGUUUGUUUUGUUUGUUUGUUGUCUUCACCGGUGAAUUGCUCACACAUUUUGUUUUUAUGAUUAUUUAAAUGGUUGUCUAAGCGGAUGAUCUGUAUGCAUCUCUGUUCUGUGCGGAAAUAGAGAUGGCCUUAAGUGUGAAUGGAUGUUCGACGAAGACGGAGGUUGAAAGUGACGUUAGUUUAGGUUGUGUUGGUUUUGAAGAACCCCCCCCCCGCCGCCCGCUAAAGCCAUAUUGUUUCAGCCACCGCUGGCACUAAUGUAUGGAAGUUGGGAAUUUUUUCCGCUUGCACGCUCUCGUACAUGAAAGGCUCAGUUUUGGUUUUCAGGUCUGUGAUGGUGGAUGUUGCUGUGUCAGAUGUUUUUUUUUUUCUUUUUUUUCUUUAGUGCCGAAAUCAGCCCUUUUUAGCCAAAUGCAUGUGAUGGCGAGACAAGAGAGAGAAAUGAAGCAUAAAUAUAUCAAGAAUGCAGGCAGUUGACUUACAUUUAACAUUUUUUCUGCUUAAUAAUCAAACUAGUGUUGUCACAAAGAUUGUCAGUAACGACGGACGACCCAAGAUACAGCAAGUUUGUGAUUUCAUUACUUUCUAAAAUGAAAUCAAACUGACAGCAGCGUUCCCACAUGAGACUGAUGUGUAAGCACAGAGUAUUUGGGUGCCGUCCCACUUGCCGUUUGCUUUUGAUUUAUCCCCACCAGCUGUUUUAAAGGUGGUGUCUUUUGGUUUACACAGUUGGAUUGCAAACUUGAUGAAUUUACAAACUCACAAAUAGCUCAACUUUUACCCGGGUGUAGUUUUUGUAAAGUGUUAUCCUCCCGGAGUCGAGAAGUUGGAAAUGAGCAGUGACAAAAUAAAUCAAACUCAAGCUCCUGUAAUUUUAACUAAACAUGGUGCAUUUAUCUGUGCUCUUUGCCGUGUUUAAUCUUCUCUGGUGUGCAUAAAAACAUACUAAGAAAUAGUGUUGUUUUUUUUUUUUUUUUUUUUUUUUACGCUGUAACCAACAGUUAUUUUAAUUAUUGGUUACACAGUUGAUUAUUUUUUUCAAUUAUUUGAUUAAGUGUCUAGGCUAUAAAACGUAGUAAUAGUGAAAAGUGCCAACAAUUCAAGCUGAGGAUCUGCUAGUUAGUAGGUAUUUAUCUACGGCUAACGCGUUUAAUUGAUUAACUGAUUAAUUAAUUGAUGGAAUAUGAAUCGGGAACAGUUUCUAAUAAUCAAUUAGUUGUCAUAAAGCAGCAAAAAUACUCUAGUUUCAUCGAGGAUCUGCUGCUUUUCUAUGUUUAUAUCGUAAAUUUAAUGUGUUUCAGUUUCAGACUUUUGCUCAAAACAAUUAGAAAACAUCACACUGAGCUCUGGGAAAAAUGGUGAUAGGCAUUUUUCACAAUUUUUGACAUUUUCCAGCCUAGAUCAUUCAUCAGUUAAUGAAAAAAAGUGACCGGUAGGUUAUUUGUUAAUAAAAAAUAAUCAUUAGUUUUAACCCAAGCUUGAACUCUCUAUAUGGGCAAAUAUUUGUGCUUUCUGUAGGUGAUUUGGAUGAGUUGUCUGAUGCAACUGCACUGCAGCUCUUCUGAUAAAUGGGACAUUUUGAGAUCUCCCAUAACAGGUGUCGUCGUCACCUGGGUGAACAAACUGAAAGAAGGAAGUAAACAAUCCAGAGAAUCACUAAAUCACUUAAACAUAAUUACAGUGAAUCUACAACCUUGGGAGAGCACCCGUUGAUCCGUGGACAGACAUUUACUAUUACAAAAAGUAAUGCCCAUACAGACUCCAUACGUUUAUUACACGAUGAUUACAUGGUCUUUGGUAUGAAGGCGCGGUGGUGAGGGUAAAUUCACUUUUGGGUCUUCUCAGUAUUCAAUCCACAGAGACUAAAGUUAUUAACAAACGUGAUGUCAUUGCUAAAAUCUCUCACUAAUCAACAAAGAAGGUUCAGCAUUCAGGGUAUUUCUAAAGCUUUGUACACAAAUUUGUUAAACAAGUUUUUUUGUAAGAUGCUGCUUGUCCAAAACACAGACAAAAUGACCAAAAAAAAUUAAAAAUAAAUAAAUAAAUAAAAAAUCUUGAACUGACAUUUGCAUUAGAAACACCAGUAUUUUCUAUGGAUGAGUUUUGGGUUGUGCCACACAAGUUAAAUUUAACACAAACUUACAAAACAUCAUAAUAUUCGGCUCCCUCGGCUACAGGUAUUCAGUAACUCUUUUUCCUGUUUUAUCAUCACUGAAAUCCCAGACUAAAAGGGAACUUUUCAAAAGCAUUUUUGACUCCAGAAAGGUCAAGACAAAGUGAAGCUUUGUUCACAUCUUGCUCUGAAAUCUCACAUGUCAUGUUAUCUGUUAAUUAUUGAAGAUCCUAGUAGAACAACCAUAACAUUGAGCUACUCAUCUGAAAAUAUCAAGUGUUUUACCCAAAAUAAAAUAUUAGUUUGAGAGCAUGAAGAAUGAAGUGAUAGUACAUAGCGCACGGUUUCCAAAGAAUAGUAAAAUAACUGCAAUCACAAAUGAACUGCAUUGAAAUGUCAGCAAUCCGUAACUUAAAUAUGAUUGUAAGUCCAGUUGAAAUGAAAUUGAACCUGUUGCUUGCAGACUUGACGGGCAUUUUUAUUUUAAAUUUUAAACAUUUUCAUUUAUUCAGCAUGUGGAGUUUUUGAAAAAUGAAUCUCAGCUGUCUUUCUGAAAUCCUUUUACUUCACAAUCUUGACCUUUAUUAGAAGGAUUAUUUGAAUUGGGAUAAAAGCAUCUUCCUGUGUUUGGCACUUUGUGACUCAUCUCCCCUGAGUAGAAGGCGUACCACUCCUCAUUAAAGAGAAGCAGUUGGUACCGUUUAGUAUGUGAAGUCCUUUUCCAUCGUCGCAUAAAGUCUGUUUCUGCUGUAUUUAGCACCAAAGUUUUUGUGGCUCAUCUGCAUGGCAUUGUGCUGAACCUUCUCUUACCUAUGAAGAUAUGAAUGGACAUUCUUGUGCUUUUUUUUGUUCUCACUUGAGCAGAGAACUGGGAAAUGGGGUUAUUUAAACUAGAGUUAAAUUCAGAAGGGCGAAAAACAAACUUGGAGAAAACAGUGACUAAAAAAAGCACAAGAAAUUUUCUGUGAUGAUUCGGUACUAUGGGAGAUCAUUAUUAUGUUUUUAGUUGGUGUAAGUUAUGUUGGCUGAUAUGUUUUUCAGCUCUUUGCCUGUUUUCCUAUUUAAAAAAAAAAAAACAUUGAUGUAAAAAAUAAUGCAUUAUUUGAAUAAAUAAGAGA